Molecule: messenger RNA, 620 nt
Organism: Belonocnema kinseyi
Lineage: Eukaryota; Metazoa; Arthropoda; Insecta; Hymenoptera; Cynipidae
Gene: RpS13
Product: 40S ribosomal protein S13
Exons: 3
Coding region: 116-571 (151 amino acids)
Biological process (GO): translation
Cellular component (GO): ribosome; cytosolic small ribosomal subunit; nucleolus
Molecular function (GO): small ribosomal subunit rRNA binding; structural constituent of ribosome
Source: RefSeq, a predicted model, not a curated record
AAGUGUAUGACAUUUUUUUUAUUUUGCCCAUCUCGAGUAUUCAGUGUUCGAAGACUUUCAUCUCGCGAUCAGCGAGAGCAGCGCCAUUCCUUUUGGGUGAAGAGAAAUCGCCGCCAUGGGUCGUAUGCACGCACCUGGAAAGGGUAUAUCCCAGUCAGCAUUGCCUUACAGGCGAAGCAUAGCAACAUGGUUAAAACUGUCGCCAGAAGAUUGUAAAGACCUUAUAUUCAAAUUGGCGAAAAAGGGUCACACUCCAUCCCAAAUUGGUGUGAUACUUCGUGAUUCUUAUGGUGUUGCGCAGGCGCGUUUCCGCACAGGAAACAAGAUCCUCCGAAUCCUGAAGAGUCUGGGACUCGCACCCGAAAUUCCAGAGGACUUGUAUCAUUUGAUCAAGAAAGCGGUGGCGAUUCGCAAGCACUUGGAGAGAAACCGCAAGGACAAGGACAGCAAAUUCCGUUUGAUUCUGGUAGAAUCCAGAAUCCACAGGCUCGCUCGUUACUACAAACAAAAGAGCGUUCUUCCUCCCAGUUGGAAAUACGAGAGCUCGACAGCGAGUGCCCUUGUAGCUUGAUUUCUUACGUUAUAUUUUCAACAUCUUUCAAUAAAUAAGGUCUAUCGAU